AUGCUGCUCUCGGGAGAUCUUCUGAAAUUACACGUCCAAAGCGAGGCUGAGAAAUUCCUUAAACCUUGGUGGGAUGUAGUCAUCGAUUAUCUUAUCCUCGUUUUGGUCAUGAUCGCUGUCGUUUGUGGAGUGGUUGGUCUCUAUGCAUCUGGUCCUGUGUGUAUACCCGUCCUACGCUGUCCGCCGCAAGAGAACUCUUCUGCAUUAAACAAGAUCACUUGUGCAACGAUUUACAACUCAUCCCGGAAAGGAGAAGAUUCGUUAGACAUUGCCGUUCAGUUUACCAGUCGAAACAUGUUUGAUUACGUCAACUCGGAAUGUGGUGAGGAUAUUUUUUGGAUGGUUAGAUUUUUUCCGAACGUGUUGAUAGUCAUCGCUGGUUAUUGUGUGGUGUGUAAUAAUGCUUGGUUCGUCCUAAAAUCACCAACACUGGAGCAGAUGAGUGAUUUACUGCAUGAUUGUUACAAACACGCUUAUAACAACCCAACUUCUAGGGAGUCCGCAGAAAACAGAAGUCAAGUGAAAACAAAAUUGAAGGAAUUUGUACGGGAUUUUGAGGGAAAUGAUAGCACUAACUGUUUAUGUUGUCCAAAUUCCUGCAGCAUAGAGAAAUCUUAUUUCAUAAUAUCUGUCGUUCAAACAGUGGUCGCUGCCGUGAUAUUUGUCAUAUUGGUAUGGUUAACGGACAAAAUGAUGAACAGACAAUACGAAUGCAACAUUGAUGAAAUAAUUCCUGGUUUGGUAUACGAUCACUUCGCCUGCACAUAUUCAAUCGUCAAGUUUUAUUCGUUCGGCGCAGGAGUCUUUUCGACCAUUUUUGGCGUGUAUAUGGGUUUUAGCUGUUUAAAAUUAGUAUCAGCAAUAAAACUACAAUGGUUUUUAAAAACAGUCCAGUUGACAAAAAUAAACACAUUGAACAUAGAGUCGCUAGAUUUGAUAUUUUUGUUAAAGUUAGUAGCAUUAAGUAAUUCGGCGUAUCUGGAGCCGUUCCGUAUAAUGUACGAGGAAAGAAAUGAUUAA
This is a messenger RNA of Paramuricea clavata, 1020 nucleotides long. The record is from the annotation of a GenBank genome assembly. NCBI's taxonomy places the organism in Eukaryota, Metazoa, Cnidaria, Anthozoa, Malacalcyonacea, Plexauridae.